AUGAAAGAAAUAAAGGUAAUUUUAAUUAAAUUUUUUUGUACAUUUUUAUACACAGGUAAAGCUCGACGGUUGAAGCAGGCUAAAGAUGAAGCCCAAGCAGAAAUAGAUAAAUUCAAGCAGGAGAGAGAGCGACAGUUCAAGGAAUAUGAAGCAAAGCACCUGGGCUCUCAGGAUGACAUAGCUCUAAAGAUAAAGAAUGACACACACGAGAAGAUUUCUGCCAUGAAUAAGCAAGUGGCGGCUAACAAGGAUAAGGUGAUUGAGCGUAUUUUGCAGCUUGUAAGAGACAUCAGGCCAGAGCUACAUAUUAAUGCAAAAAAAGAAAUGUAAGAUUUUUUUCUUUUAACAACUUCCAUGAUAGCUACAAAAAAAAAAAUGUAUAGAUUAGUAUGUUUUAGGUGUCUAGUAAAGACGUAUCUAUUCUACUGUGCAGUGUGUGUUCAUAAACACACGAGACAAUAUUGCUAAACUAAUGUUCAGUCAGAUCUUAUAUUUUGUGAGUAAAAGAAAAUUAUUUGAAGUAAAUGUUUGUUUUAAAGGUGCACACUAUAUAUGUACAGUAUCUUAUAGUUUUAACUUAUUUUGCAUUCUUAAACAUUUUAAGGAAUUUAUGUACUAGCACUGUAUUGUAGUUAUUUUAAGUUUAUAUGUACAUUAAAUAUUGUGGAUUU
This is a messenger RNA of Cherax quadricarinatus, 671 nucleotides long. NCBI's taxonomy places the organism in Eukaryota, Metazoa, Arthropoda, Malacostraca, Decapoda, Parastacidae. The record is from RefSeq and is a predicted model, not a curated record.